Messenger RNA from Phyllopteryx taeniolatus (common seadragon), 2695 nucleotides. It is a transcript of the gene prorp, whose product is annotated as protein only RNase P catalytic subunit. Lineage: Eukaryota; Metazoa; Chordata; Actinopteri; Syngnathiformes; Syngnathidae. The transcript has 10 exons. The record is from RefSeq and is a predicted model, not a curated record. The coding region runs from base 297 to 2132 and encodes 611 amino acids. Gene Ontology annotation, biological process: mitochondrial tRNA 5'-end processing; tRNA 5'-leader removal. Gene Ontology annotation, cellular component: mitochondrion; mitochondrial ribonuclease P complex. Gene Ontology annotation, molecular function: protein binding; ribonuclease P activity.
GUCGAACAUUGAUUAUGUCAUAUACGCGACGACUAUUGCAGCUGAAGUUAUACAGGAGUUGCAAAUUUGAGUUUGAGCAGAAAUUUCACGUGUAAGUCGUAAUUAUUUAUGUUUAAAAACAACGUAUGUGUCCAUCGUGUCUCAUUUCCAGGUUAUUGAUUGCUUUACGCUUUGUUUUAUGCUGAGCCAUGCGAGGAAUUAGUAUACAUACAGUGUUUACAGUAUGAAAUAUUGUAAAUAUUGGAACUUAGAGAGCAGUAUGCAAUAAUAACCAUUACACUGGUACGAAUUUGGCCAUGGGUUUCACCGUGAUAAUCAAUCUUAAAUCGUGCUUUAGGCCUGCGUUACCUUUUAUUAAUCAAGGAUCUUCAGCGUUCCUUACGUUGGCGUACACAGCACACAUUCAGUGCUACAUGAACUGGAGCUCCAGCCCUGGAUUGAGCAAAGACAACAGUAGACAGACCAAUGUGCAGGCGAGACUGAAAAAUAGCACCAUUAGACAGAGGACAGACGGGUUGUGGGACAGUGUAGCAGAUGGAGGAGGCAAGAACUUUAAUCCCAGGCAAAAUCCUUCCAUCCCAAAAUCUGUGUUUGCUGCUGGCACGGCGAAGAGGACAGCAGAGAUGCUGAGGAGGAAGGCGGGGUUUUCCCCAGAGGAGAAUCAACAUGAGGGGCCUGCAAGGAGGACAGUCGGGAGGAAAGGGAAGCUGCAACCUCCUGACCAGCCGCUAUCUGUUGACGAGUGGAAGAAACUGAAGGAGUCUCUGGGAAGUCCGGAACGAUUUGAUAUUGGCAUCUUGUCUACACUGUUGAACUCUGGGGCAGAGUUGGAUAUUGCCAAGUCCCUGCUGUCAUUUGUUGCCACAGAAACAGGAACGGUAUCUUAUGUACUCCUAUUGCAGUAUCUGGCACUUUGUGUGAAUGGCAAUCAUGACCAAGAAGUACUUGAUGUCUAUAAUAUCAUGCGAGGGAAUUUCCCCUCUUUGGAUACUGGAGCUUAUAGUCUUGUUAUUAAGUCUUUCAGCCGUACAGCAAGAUGGCGCGACGCUCUCAGCAUUUUAAAUGACCUCAAAAAGGUGGUUACCCCAUCACCUCGCAAUUAUGGCAACAUAAUUGCUGCAGCCAUGCUUAAUGGUGACCCAAUCACUGCCUGGGCUCUUUAUGAUGAACUAUUGGCAAAGGGUCUAAACCCACAACAUGAAACAUGGACCUGUCUGUUUAAGAGAGUGCGUGCAGAGGAACAAGAGACCAUGUUGCUGAGCGAACAGCAAGAGAGGCUGCUGGGAAUUCUGCUGUACAUGAGGAACAACCAAGUUUACCCACAGCUGACUCUGGCUAGCAGCAUCAAGACCUGGUUUGAAAGUAUUCCACGACAGAAGUGGAGAGGAACUUGGAGCACCGCCUCUCCAAAUGGCGUGUGCAAGAGUUGUGGAACAGAACUGGAAUCCAUCCAACUGACUGCUGAGGAGUACCAACAGCUGAGAAAUAGAGUCAUGACUGACAUCAUCCAGGGACGUGACGUUUUCAACAAGACCACACCAGAGGAGUUGGAGAGAUUCAAGGCAUUUGUGAGGAUGAAGCCAGCCUUUGAUGUAGUUGUGGAUGGUCUUAAUGUGGCAAAUAUCAACAAGGACAGAAGCAAGCAAUCAGAGAUGUUGCUGGCUGUGGUGUCGGAGCUCAAGCUACAGGGCCUUACUGUUCUGGUGCUCGGGAGGAAACACAUGCUGCGGCCCUCCAGGUCUUGGAACCGGCACAACAUGAACCUUAUUCAGCAGAAAGCUCAUUGCUUUUUUACUGACAACAUUUCUGAAGAUGACCCCUUCCUGCUAUAUGCCGCGUUGCAUUCGGGGAACCACUGUCGCUUCGUGAGUAAGGACCUGAUGAGGGACCACAAAGCUUGCUUGCCGGACGAAGCCACCAGGCGACUCUUCUUCAAAUGGCAGAGGGGCCAUCAGCUGGUUGUGCAUGGGCACAUUGUGGCAGGCAGGAGGGUCCGAUUUCAGAGUAUUCCCAGCUGUGACACCAUUGUGCAGACUUCAGGAAGCACCUGGCACAUCCCCUAUGACGACACAGAAGACAGGAGCACCUAUGAAGUACCCCAGAAAUGGCUGUGCCUUACCAGAAUUCCCUGAACAUGCGCAUUGAAAAUUGAUUUAGAAAAGAAAUUAAUCAGAUAACUUCAUCACUGCCCUACAAUUGGUUGGCAACCAGUCCAGGGUGUACCCUGUCUCGCGCUCAAAGUUUGCUGCUUGCUGCUAGGAUCGGCUCCUGUUAUUUGCCACUCCAAUAAGGACAAGCACAAUGAAUUCAUCAUGUGUGUCAGCAAAGUACACACCCUGGUAUGCCAGCCAAUCGCAGGGCACAUACAAACAAACAUUCACACUCACAUUCACACCUAAAGACAAUUUAGAAUCUUCAAUGAACCCAACACACAUUUUUGGAAUGUGGAAGGAAAGUAGAGUACGACCAUCAUGCUGCCGCGCAUCACACUUUCCAUCACAAAGGUUGGAAAUCACAGAGAUGUUAUUUAAUAGUCCAGUAAUAUUAUAUUGUUAAAAAUGGCAUUUCUUAAACAAUGAUGCGCUGCUAACUAUGGAAAAUGUUGGGACUCAAAAUCAGCAACUGGCCUCUCCCAGAAUUAAAAUUGUAAUCCUGCAAAAUAAUCCCAAUUUUUAAUAAAGGUACCUGUAAUCUG